Molecule: messenger RNA, 8500 nt
Organism: Varroa destructor (honeybee mite)
Lineage: Eukaryota; Metazoa; Arthropoda; Arachnida; Mesostigmata; Varroidae
Gene: ush
Product: Zinc finger protein ush
Biological process (GO): heart development; cell differentiation; negative regulation of transcription by RNA polymerase II
Cellular component (GO): nucleus
Molecular function (GO): RNA polymerase II-specific DNA-binding transcription factor binding
Source: RefSeq, a predicted model, not a curated record
CCACGGCCGAGGGAAGCUCGCAGCUCGGGGACACGCGUCUGCUGCACGGACGGCGGAAACGGGCCGCACAGCCUUGUCCAGCCCAGAGAAACUGACGAACAGACACAGCGGAACCGGUUCGGUUCGAUCUGAUACGGUUCUCAGUUGGCUUUCAUCUCGACAACGGGUUACGAAUGUGUGCUAAACAAAAAACCGAGUGUUCAAGCUAUAAAAGUAAGUAGAGAGCUUGCGCAGUCUUUGGCCGGGGAGACAAAUGGUACUCCUCACAACAGAAGUUCAUAGGAACGGCUAACUGGGCAAAGACCAUCGUUGUCAACGACGGGUAACAGGCAUGUGCCCGCAUUUGAUGUCGGGUCGAGUGUCAUUUCAUCGCGAAAACACUAUCAAUAGGAUAUCUAAGAUGAGAAUUAUUGACGCCCAUGUGUCCUAAUCACGAGGGAAAGGAACUGUGGAUAUUUUCAGACUGCGCGCAUUAGAUCGGCGGAGAAUUUCGGAGUACGCCGGUCAGAAAGGAAUGUGAAAGCGUUGCUUUUACUCACGGAACGAUAUUUGUCAGGGGGCGCGAGAUACCUGUUAGCGACGCUGGCCCGCCCCAGGUUAACUAUGAUUUGACAUAUCGCCAAUGUAGUUUUUUGUGGGUGGAAGGAGAACGAUAGCCAGAAGUGUGAAGACUGGCGAUUGACUAGAAAAAAGUGACGAGCGACGAUUGAUUACUGUGUUUCAUAGUGUAAUAAUAAUAAAGGUGACGCGAAGGAGGAUGUGAAGGGACAGGUGUGACAAAUACAAGUGUAACAUAGGUAAUGACUGUGGCAAUGUCGAGAUGCCAUUGAGCAGUGGAUUCUUGAUUCUGCUCCAAUUUAUAAGUAGGUAUGCAAGUAAUGAAAUGAAAAAAAAUGCUCGAUAGCAGCUAUGGAUUGACGUUGUGCCGAAAGGACGUGGCAUACAAGCCCUGUCUGUCGUAGGCAGGGUUCUAUACUACGACGAGUGGAAGAACUUCGUCAAUUUCUUCCUAAGACAGUGAAUAUCUUGACCUGUUCCUGGUGUACGCCUAUGGCCAGCAUGCGCAUAAAUGAAAGUUGACAAGAAGAAGGCACGCGUCUAACAUAACUUUCGUGGUAACAUUUGGUUAUACCGGCGCCGUUGGAAACGAAAGUUGCACAUAAAUCUUCCCGCAGAAAACCUGCACGAGUCAUAAUGGAAAGCCGAAUAGAUCCUGGCGACAGGAUCACAUCACGAAGAAAACAGCCCAACCCGAAGCCUAUCAAAGCGACCCAAGAUGUGCAAAUGGACGAGGAACUUGCGCGCUUGGCCGAAGUUCUUCGGCUGCCACAAGACGUUCUGAGAUUGACCGACGGAAGCAGAACUCGGCAGUCACAUGAGCAGGCAGAUCCAACGGGGCUUUCGGGGGCUGGCGUGUGCCUCAUGUGUCGCAUAGGCCUAGAGCGAGGAACUCUGUUUGGUCCCUUCAGAGCGUCACUUCGAUCCGUCGGUUCAAGCGAGAACAACAACAAGAGAAAAAAAAGCAUAAGCCGGAAUGAUGCUGCUAGUCCAGAGCAAUCGAUUUCGGCAGAGCUCUCCUGUGAUAUUGAGGUUAUGGUUUCCGGCGCAUUGAGUGUUCUUAGUCUCGAAGAUGAAGCGGGUGCCUGGUUAAAAUGUAUCCGUCUACGUUCUGAAACUGAUGAGCAGAAUAGUACUACUUUACGCGAAUCAAAGAAGCGUCAACAGGACGACUCAACAGCCCCUGAAAACGUAACGGGCUGCGGAACUAGUACCAACGCCAGCUAUCCUGGCGCCAACUGCCUAAUCCUGUAUCAAGAGGGCGAAGUAUGCCUAACAUUAACCGCUGAUGUGGCGCCAAAUGAACCUCUUGUUGCCGAGUUUCGGGUAGCAUUCAGCGAUGCGCCCAUUAAGCUUGAGACGCAACCGGCCGACGUUGACGUUGCGUAUACGCAAGAUCUCGUAGACGAGUCUCACCCGUCUAACGGAGAAGACACUGACUUGAAGAUGCAGGAUGCUGUUAAUAUCAAAAGUUCACCAGCCAGUUCGCCACGAGCUCCUCGGUCACCAGAGUGCGUUCUUCGGGUAACUGGCGAUACGGCAGCUUUAGCCGCAGUCUCGAUGGCCACCGCAGCCCCAGCGACUGGGCCUGUCUCUUCGGCAGGACCUGUUACGGUUAGCACGGCCUCAAAGAUCGAACCGCUGCCACCACCCUCCGUAGGCGUUGCAGAAAAACCAGCUGCGUUUCGAUGCACAAACUGCGGCAUUAGUUUCCAGAAUCACCGUAAUUUGGCCGCACAUACAGCGUACUAUUGCACUCAGCGCUUUCAAAAGGCCCACACGCCACAAGAUUCAAUAGUAGCUGCGACAAGCACAUCUUCAACGACGACGUCGGAUUCGCCUUCGCCUAUUGUCGCGUCUUCCCCAAAUACCAGAAGGCAGAACGGGGCAAGCGAGAAGUCCGAUUGUGCCAUUAAGAAUUCUGUCACUGCCGUCGACCGAAAAUUAUCUAUUUCGUCCUCUCUUGGGGUAGUGUCAUCGGUGAGCCCUCCAUUAUCGACCGAGAUGAUCGUCUCGUGUCCGGAAAGUCCCGCACUAGCUCACACUGCUAUUGGCGGUAAUAGCCAAAAGCGUUCGUUAAGUCCCGAUUCAUCAGGAGCCGAUGAGAGGCCGGUGUCUAAAAGCCCUCGUCUGAGCACCGGUUCGGCUGGCUGCGCCGAGCGGGUCUUCGCCUGCCCCCAUUGCACGUACACGACCGAUCGGAAGGGCAGCCUGACGCGACAUCUCCGAGUUCACGUUCUCUCACCGGAAGACGCUGUUGCCCCGCCUAUAGCGACGCCCGCCGCUGCACGCUAUUGCGCCGAUUGCGACAUACAGUUUUCGUCGUUCAAAACGUACACCGUUCACAAGCAGUUCUACUGUAAUACUCGUGCUGUGCAGAAGCAGCAGCAGCAGCAGCAGCAACAACACCAGCAACAGCAGCAGACGUCAGCGGUUGGUGUGGGCAGCGUCCCUUCGCCGGGACUGAGUGCGAGUACGUCUCCAGCAGGUGUCCCGACUGGGUUACCGUCGGCACCUGUUACGGUGGGAAGCGGCGGCCCGGUUCUUCCGCAGGCACUUUGCGCUAGUGCCAGCAGCGGCUCCAAAACACCCGUGGGGGCUCUCCCUUCUGCAUCUGCUAUGAGCGCAGUAAAUGUUCUCGGUGCAGGUGCGCCGAUGGUUGGGGCAUCGCAGCUGGCGAACCAGCCAUUAUUCGCUGCUAUUUCAACAAAUCCUUUAGUCUUAGUUCCGUGCGCUUUUGUGCCCGGCUCCGGUCUGGUGCCCGUGCAGGCCGGGACGACGGAGUGUGCGCCGAUUCUGUCGCCAGGUGGCGCUUCAGGAGGUACACUCUCGCCUCGUCCUGCGUCCGCCCGUGACGCCGAAGAAAUCGCCAGUGAAAGCAUCUUGCCAGACCGAGCAACGACAACGACCCCACGUGACAGUGAUCAGGAGUCGGUGGCCACAGCGACGUCGUCUUCCGCUGAUCUCAAGGAUGCGUUGGGAGGAGUAGCUAGUAGGAAAGGCGGGGAGGUUGCCAGCGCCACGGCGCCUCUUGAUCUGUCAACAACCCCCAAAAAGGAAAACUCUAGAGACGACACAAAUACCCUGGGUAGCAAGCGAGGCACUCCAGUCAGCCAGGAUAUUGAUCUCGCUGCAGAUCUAUCAAACAGCUCCGCCAACUUAAAGCAGGCGUUGAUACGUUGUAGUGAAUGCGGCAUCUCGUUUCAUAAACCUGAAAGCCUAGCUGCUCACAGAAAGCACUAUUGUGUGGGUAGGCCUCACGUGAAGGCUCGCAACCGCAAGUGCUCUGAAGUUGUACCAGAAGAGGUUGCUAGGCCAUCGGCUCGCGAGUGCGGGACUGCGCCUGUGUUACAAACGGCACAGGCAGUGACCCAACAGCAGGCUGUAGUUUUAUCAAGCGGACAGCGAAGUCCUUCGCCGCAGACAGCUUCAUCCGGCGAAGGACGACUUUCCGCCAGUUCCACACCGGCGACGACGGCAACACCUUGUGCUCCUGGAACGCCUCAGACACAGGGACAACCUUCUUCAAUUCUCACGUCUGCUCCAGCAACUGCUCCUCAGCCGGUGUUUCAGUUCUACUGUAUAGCAUGCGGUAUCAAGUUCACCAGCCUGAACAACCUUCAGGCUCAUCAGACGUACUAUUGUCCUAAGCGUGAGCUCCUGCAGGCCAACUCGGUACGGGUUGGGGUUCUCUCACGUCCGGUAGCCGAACUUGAGUGUCCCCGCUGUCGUUUGGCGUUUCCCGGAGAGGAGCCCCUCCGCUCGCACGCCUGCAGCGCACGCAAGUGCCCCUACUGCGACGUCUAUUGCGCGUCACAUUCGGCAGCUCAGCGCCACCUGGCAACACAUGCCGGCAUUAAAGCGUUCAAGUGUACCUUAUGCGGCUACAAAGGCCAUACGUUACGUGGGAUGCGGACCCAUGUUCGAGUACACGUUGACAAAGGAGCGCUGGUCCAUGAGGAGAAGUUCAUUGUUUGCGUCGGUGAGAACGGUGAGCCCAUCCCGCCGCCACCUUCCGGCGCUAACAUUGUCCACUUCCUUGCUGCCAAAAGCCCGGCGCUGGACAGCAGCGGCGACAGUACGAUGAAAGGUGAGCGCUCGGAGCGUAGCGGCUCGAUUAGUAAGGUCGAACGGGAAGAUCAGGCGUCACGCGAUGCGCGCGAAGAUGCGGUUGCCGCGGCCACCGCUGCAGUUUCGGCUUCGGCGACGCUUGUAAAUGCUCUGACACUAGGCCCGGUAGCAUCAAUCACGGGCCCCGUCGUUGGUUUAGGCAGUAGCACGAGUUCGGGUAGCAGCCGACCGUCUUCAGCGGAAAGUCGCGAACCAGCAGGCGGCGGCAGCAGCAGGACGGCGGAGAAUAGGGAAGCUCGGCAGGGCGGGCCCGGCUCACCGUCGCCAAGAGACUCGGUUCGGACAGAGGUGGCCAAUAAGGAGGCCUUGUCGUCGUCUGCUGGAUGUCAGCCUGUCAGCCAGAGCAGUGGUCCGGAUUCACCAGCCAAGCCUGAAAUGCAUCACUGGUGCAACUUCUGCGGCUAUUCAUCGAGCUACAAAGGAAACGUUGUUCGUCACAUUAAGCUUAUUCAUCGCGACGUGCUAGCCAAUGGGCUUGCUCCCGGCCAAAUGGGAUCGGUUGCUGGUCAGCCAGCGUCUGUGUCAAGUCUGCCUUCAGCUGUACUGGCAACCAACUUUUCAGGACUUCCAGCACAAGCUGCGUUGGCGGCCGCUGCUGCCGCCCAGCUUUCAGCUGCUCAACUCUCGGCAAUGAACGAACUGUUGUCAUUGCGCAACAACAACGAACUGGUUAAACGUCUUCGGUCGACCGAUAGCGACGACGAAAACGCCUCAGCAUCGAACGGCGAUAGUGGCCUGAAGGAGUCGACAAGCCGGGUCGAUAGUCCAGUGGUCACUUUAGAAGCCAGCGCCUCCUGCAUUAGAGCGAGAGAAAAAACGUCACCCGUUAUUGACUCUGGCGAAGCGGGAAAUAGCGAUCGACGCUGCGAUGAGUGCGACAUAUCAUUCAAUUACGCCUCAUCGUACUUAGCCCACAAAAAAUUCUAUUGUAAAGCGGCUUCCUCCGACAAUGUUGAUUCGCCCUCUGGCGAUGCAUCCCGCUCGGAGACUCCGGUUGCGCAAGGUCCAUCCGCUCCGUGUCAGACCGCUUCGGUUUAGAGAUUAGGCGACGGAAAUGACAAAUAUGAAAUUGAUCAGAUCAACUAGAAACAUCGACUGUUUUGCUUUGAGACACUUUCGACAGACACAAACGGACAGAUAGUCAUAACAUUAUAGUAUGUUGAUUCUACAAAGACAUUAGGAACGACAACAGUAUGAGUAGUCGACCUCUUUUCUGCCUCGCUGUUCUGUAUUACAAAGUGUGUAAAACAUAGCGGGCGCGGCCAACGACAACGCUCGCAGGCCGGCUCAAUUUUCAUUCAACCAGCAGUUGCAUUUGCGGAAAGGAAAGGCAGCUCCUUCAAAACGCAUCCAUGCUUAAGCGAUCAACUACCACGUAGGUGUUAGGCAUCAUCAAACACAUCCCGCCUUCCCUCGUCCCCUUUUUGCUCCAAAACGUGUACAAAAAGAAAUAAGUGGAUAAGUCUACACAAUCUCCAGCCACCCCCACCCGUGUAAAUAAUUCAUUCCUGUCAUGUAAGCCCGCAAACAUCUAGCACAUGGGUAUACACAUAAAACGCAUCUAGGAAGUCAUGCUUCGUACGACGCGCAGUCAUGAGAGUGACAAAACAACAACUGUGUAUAACUUCACGCUCUACAACCUCAAAUCUAAAGCAGCCAACGAAGCAUCAAUGUCAGUCAUUUUGCUUUGCUCUGCCUGGCUACACAACCGAAAAACGAAGGUGCAAAGACUGAAAUCAGUGGGCGCCCGCGCGAAGUGGCUACAAAUGGAGCGAAGGAAAGAAAUUAUUAUAUAUAGGUAGUUGUAUGAGAGAUGAAGUGCAAUCGAAUCAAGUUGUUUAUGUUUUAUUUAUAUGUCGCCAAUAUAAACACAAUAGCUACAUGCAUUAAUUAGUUGGAGGUAGUUUUUUCUGAUUAUUAGGGCAACCGCUUAGAGGGUGACGGGGCUAAUUAUCAAUCGUCAGGCAAAAAACAGAAGCCGACAACGAGAAAUCUAGCCCCCCUGUUUCUUGCUUAUCCUACGAAUUUUUCCUGUACAUUUCAGUAGUCACAGUACAUAAUUAUAAAUACGAUUACCUAUAUUUACAUCUGUAUAUACAUCUAUCAUAUAUAUACAUAUACACACGCUGACAGACAUGAGAGGAGAUACAUGAAUGCGUAAACAGAAAGAGACAUUGGGAAGCGAAGCGUUCCGCCUGCCAUCGUCAACUUGUUUGUUUUUGUGAGCGUUGUUUUUAGUUGGUUCGGUUAUUGUAAAUGGUGUUCGUUUAUUCAAUAGUGUUUUCUUGAAUUCUGAUUCUGCAACCAGAUUAGCAUAAAUAAAAGCAGACUGUUAUCGAAUAAAGAUUGUCAACCCUGCAUUUUUCGAGCGGCUGCCAGCAUGACACAUUGUGUCUGAUCGGCGAUGCUGUACAGAAACGUAUUACUGCUUGAGCACCGUUAGUUAGACCGCUCAUACCGUACUUUCAAAGAACACUACCCUGACAAUGUGUGUGAUAUUAUUUAUUACGUUACCACUUGAACAUUUUUCGUCGUGUUUAUCCAACACACAGCAGUCGACUGCAAUUUUAGGUUGCCCGCCCGCCGUGUCGUUGAAGCAGUCUUCUCCAGGGUAAGGAGCCUCUAUCCCGACAAGCGUUAUUACCUCUUUGAGCGCCGCCCACUUUUGCCUCAGUUUCGGCCUUCGACAGCGCCUUCUCCACUAACCGCUAGGUCACUGCAAUUUUCAACCUGUCUGCCUGCCUGCCUGCCAACUCUACAUGUAUCGAAUGGUCAACGUUUUACCUUGUCGUUAGCGGAUAAUUCAUUGUCGUAAUGGCGACCCGCCUCUAGCUACUAGCUGCACUCCUCGACAGCGAAGCUGACCAUUUUUCACUAUAGACAGAUAAACAAACGAAGUACUAGCAUUCUUAAUCACUAACUAUAUACGACGAAGAAAUGGCGGUGUUAAAGUGGCCAAUGAAUUAUAACAAAUAUGAUGAUGUUGAUAGAGUUAAGCGACAGAGUACUAAGUGGGCAUCCGUGCAUGGGUACACUCAUCGUUUAGUAUCGAUUAGACACGAGUAUGGCUGUUCUUAUUAUUUCCGUGAUCGAAGUCUGCGGCUGGUGCCCACACACUGAUGCUACAUAGCCAUAGUGAUACGAUUAUAUAACAUUGUCAUUGUAUUUAACUAUACGAGAGGUCGCGUCUGCAUAGCAUUGCAACAUAGUGCGAACUACACAAGUGACGAGAAGUACAUCGCCAUAUUAAUGGCGGCAUUGAAAACAGGCGAAACGGAAAGGGCAAGGUAAAGCGAGAAAGGGGCAGAUCGACGAUGUAGAAACGUGAAGGCUAACACAAUGACAAAUGAGUGAACAAUUUCUAUAGUCUAUGGAGCUAUUAGUGAAUGGACGUAAUGCGGCGUUACGCCUACAAAUGAGAUCUCGCAAAACCUGCAAUAAUUUAAUGGUCACUCAACUCAAGCGGAAAGCAAAUGAUGAAGACGCAAAAAAUAGAGUAAAAACCAAAAUAUUAAUGAAUCUAGUCGAUGCCAAACGGUCGUGUCUAUAAAUAUCCACGAUGCAAAUGGGGAUAUUCAGUGCAAACAGAAAGACAUGCCCAGAUGACAUAAGGAACGCGAUCGUGUUGGAUAUUAUUAAUUAUACUGAACAAUAUAGUUUAGCGUAUGUACCACGAUGUUCAAUGAAAAAUGGUAGCGAAGUGCGGACCGAUGACAAUGUCAUAUACAACAGGUACGAUACGACGAUUAAAGAGCUAUCUAUAGUAAUAUAAGUACGACGAGUGCAACAAAUAAAUUGUGUCAUAAUUCAA